Condylostylus longicornis is the source of this 2059-nucleotide messenger RNA. Its product is annotated as sodium-dependent nutrient amino acid transporter 1-like. Gene Ontology annotation, cellular component: membrane. The record is from RefSeq and is a predicted model, not a curated record. NCBI's taxonomy places the organism in Eukaryota, Metazoa, Arthropoda, Insecta, Diptera, Dolichopodidae. The transcript is spliced from 8 exons. Gene Ontology annotation, molecular function: L-amino acid transmembrane transporter activity. The coding region runs from base 80 to 2059 and encodes 659 amino acids. Gene Ontology annotation, biological process: sodium ion transmembrane transport.
UUUAAGCUCGGAUGAAAAUAGUUGCCUUUUUUCAAUCACCAAUUUAUUUAGAAUUUGCUUUGUGCUUUAAAAAAUUAAAAUGGAAACUUAUGAUAAUCCUGGUUUCGUAAAUGAUGAAAAUAAUAUGAGAAAGUUUACAGAAAUUCCAACAACGUUUUUAAAACAAAACUCUGUCGGACCAACUGUAGAAGAUGAAAAUUGUAAAUUACCCGACGAAACACUUAGACGUCACAAAUUGCCACCGCAGCGAGAUCUUUGGGGAAAGGAUAUAGAAUUUUUGUUAUCAUGUAUUGCAAUGUCAGUUGGUUUGGGAAAUGUUUGGCGUUUCCCAUUUACAGCAUUAGAAAAUGGUGGCGGUGCAUUCUUGAUACCAUAUUUAAUAGUAUUAUUUUUAGUUGGUAAGCCUAUUUAUUUCUUAGAAAUGAUUAUUGGACAAUUUUCAAGUCGUGGUGCUGCAAAAGUCUAUGAUUUAUGCCCAGCAAUGAGAGGUGUUGGAAUUGGACAAGUAAUAGCGAUAACAUUGCAAUCUGGUUAUUAUGUAUCAGUAAUGGCCCUAUGUUUAAGAUAUUUAGUAGCAUCAUUUAAUAAUGUACUACCAUGGAGUGAGUGCAAUGAAAAAUGGGGUACAAAUUGUAUCGCAUCUGGAAGUAUAAGAAGUACUGGUUACGAUUUGGGUGGAGUCGGUGUUAACUCAUCUCUAUAUAUUGAUAACAGCACUAAUUUUGAUCAUGAAUUAUUUAUGGCUAAUAUUAGUUCAAGAAAAACAUCUGGCGAAUUAUAUUUUGUAAAAGAAAUAUUACAAGAAGUCGAUAAUGUAAACGAUGGUAUUGGAUUACCAAAUUGGGAAUUAGUCAUAUGUUUAUUUGUUGCUUGGGUUAUAAAUUACAUCAUAAUUAUCAAGGGAGUGAAGAGCUCAGGAAAAGCUUCCUACUUUUUAGCAAUUUUUCCAUAUAUAGUUCUUAUAAUUUUAUUGAUAAGAGCUGUAACAUUACCAGGAUCAAUAGAUGGAAUUGUUUAUUUCAUUAAACCACAAUGGGAUCAAAUAUUAAGCCCGAAGGUUUGGUACGCUGCUGUAACACAAGUAUUUUUUUCAUUAACUAUUUGCUUUGGAUGUGUAAACAAUUAUGCCUCGUACAAUCGUUUUGAUCAUAACAUAUACAGGGAUUCGACUAUUGUCACUCUUUUGGACACGUUUACAUCUUUAUUAGCUGGAUUUACAAUUUUCGCUGUACUUGGAAAUUUAGCUCAUGAAGUCGGAACUGAAGAUAUUGGUAAAGUUGUUAAAGGUGGUGCGGGCUUAGCAUUCAUUUCGUAUCCAGAUGCAAUUGCAAAAUUUGAUAUUAUUCCACAAUUAUUUUCUGUUUUAUUUUUUGCCUUAUUAUUUGUUCUUGGUAUUGGCAGUAAUAUUGGUAUGGUUUCAUGUAUAGUUACAACGAUUACAGAUGCUUUUCCAAGAUUACCGCAAUGGGCUUGUUCAUUAGGUGUUUGUUUAAUGAAUUUUUGUUUUGGAUUAGUCUAUGUUACACCGGGUGGUCAAUUUAUGUUAAAUAUUGUUGAUUAUUUUGGAGUUUCAAUGAAUGCAUUAAUCUUAGGCAUUUUAGAAUUAUUAUGUGUUGGGUGGUUUUAUGGAGUAAAUAAUUUAUGUGCAGAUAUAAAAUUUAUGAUAUCAUUUAAUCCUGGUGUUUUUUGGAGAAUAUGCUGGGGUUUGGUUACUCCAAUUAUAAUGAUGGCAAUUUUAAUAUAUUUUUUCGUUACAUAUCAACCAGUAACAUAUAAAGGUGUUUUGUAUCCAAAUUGGGCAUAUGUGUUGGGAGGUCUUUUAUGUGUAAUUGCUGUAUCUCAAGUACCAAUAUUUAUGAUAUAUGCUUAUACAAAGCAAAGAGAUAAUACAGUUUUAGACAAUAUCAAGAAAAUAUUUAAACCAAAAUCUGAUUGGGGACCCAUGGAUCCAAAAUUAUAUGAUGAUUAUGUGAAAUUAAAUAAAAAUGAUGAUAUUGCAGAAAGUUUAAGAUCUUCGAAUAGAUUUUUUGGAUUUAUUCAAAAGAAUAUAUUCGGAUAA